AUGGCAGAACUUCCGAAAACACCGACUAAAGCAGCAACCCGGGUUUGUCGAACCUGCAACGAAAACAUAGUUGUGAAGAAUCAUCCUUUAGAUUUAUUUGGUGCAAAGGCAUCACAAGAAAACAUUCCUUCGGUUCUGGAAAGGUUCUUUGAGUUAAAAGUUGCGUUAAACGAUGGUCUCCCGUCAUAUAUCUGUAGAUGUUGUUACCAUAAAGUGGUGAAGUUCCAGGAAUUUUUUAGAAAAAUAGCGUUUUCGAAGCAACAACAAGAGUCAGUUUUACGUGUCAAAAGAGGGAAAACAACGGCAGAGAGUCCAUCGGGAAGAUCCCCGCAAACGAGACGUGACCUAAAGAAGAGCAGAACUUACGAAGACGCACCUGCUACAGAGCCCCAUAGCAGAUCGCUUUUUCAGAUGCACAUGGACAAACCUUCGAAAACUCAACCACGGCCAAUACUUCCUGCACCUUCAUCAGAACGCGACGGGAAAAAACGAAAACCUGCAAAGAGAGUUAAAUCCUCAACAGAGCCCUCAACGCUAUCAAAACAAGAAGAAAUCCUCUCUGAGUCUGGUUUGCUGAACUCAUUGGUAUUUUAUAUUCGCUAAAUUCAAUACCUGUACACCAUUACAUAUAAAGUUAGAUUAGUUCUUUGCUGCUAGGCCCUUCAAGCUGUGAUAUCAAAAUUAACAUUUUCCUUACUGUUUUUCCAACGUGUUUAAUGUUCUCAAGCUGAGAAGCAAUAUUUGCCAUGGUAUAUAUACCGUAUAUAAUUUUUUUCUCACAUGCAUGAUACGUGAUACAUGAUACUGAUACAUGCAAGGUGAGGAGAAAUUGCAUCCUGAUCUCUGUACGAGACUACAAAAUAAUAUACCCUAAUUUUUAAUCAAGCUUAUGUCAUGCUAAGUGUCUUACAUUAGCUGUCAAAGAGAUACUUAUCUGUAUUUAUAAAGCAAUUAUAAUAUAGAUUAUUAGCUUGAAUUAUAAUAAAUAAUAUAAAAAAAUGCUUGUUGGGUUGUACUUAAAUGUUUUUUUUUUCUCUCUUGUAUAAUCUAAUUGCAUAAUGGUUGAGUUGUUGAGUUUCAGAUGACCUUAAUUUAGAGACCAUCCUGUUGUGUUUGAAGUAAACAUUCAAGCCAAAAAUGUAAGUAACCAGUAAGCUUUACUUUUCUUUUUUAAUCAAGUAAAAAGUGGUAUCAAAUUAUGUGUAAUACAUUCCUUAUAGAUAAAGACAAUAAACAGUUACUGAAUGUCUGUAAUUUUAUUGAACUCAAUCUUGACUGCCCUUCACCCAAAAAGAAACUAACUAAAUAAAUAAAUGAUAAAAUUAAUAGAGAAAUUAACUUUAAUAUAUUUUUCUUUCUGGCUUUUUAAAAUUUAUAUUAGCUCAAAGAUGAGCCACUUUUGGAGGAAGGAACCAAAACUGUUGACACGUUGGCCACACUGAUGUUGACUGGAUGCACAACCCAUCAGAUUGCUGAGAUAAUCAUGCAAUGCCGACCUUUAAGAAAUGCAGUUAAGUGUUUGUUCUUGAACGAUGUGGAUGAACAGUGUCAGAAACUUUGCAACAGGAGUGCAGAGAAUUCAUCUGUACUUCGUACUCCACCUUCCAAGCAUAAGGUAAUUACAAGGGUAAUUACUAACAACCUUAUGGUUAAGGGCUAGUGUAGAAAGUAAAAUGCACUCAGGUAUUGUAAUUUUUUUAUAACCAAUAAAAUUUAAAAUUCACUUGAAAUUGGAAUUUAAUCAAAAUAAUCUUUUGGAACCCCGAAAUAAAAAAUAAAUAAAUUAUGAUGCAUUUUUUAAUUAAGGGAAAUAACAUGAUAACAUACAAAUGUAUAAUUCUAUGUUCUAGAAAAAACUGACUGUUAAUCUAAUUCAAAUUGAUUUCUAAAUAGGAGUUGAAGAAUUUCUCCUGGGAAAAGGUUAUCACAGAAAUGAAGGAGCGUGUCCCUGAUGUACUGGAUGUCCUAGCUGCUGUAGCAAUUCCAAAUGUCACAGCUCAUGAAGACAGUGCAAAGCAGAUUGCCCCACUUUGUACUGCAUAUGGCAUACUAAUGUUUACCCGGUGGAAAGAACUAAGCUUGAUACAGAAGAUGAACAGUAUAUUGCUCAGUACUGGACAUGCUACUGAAAGGGUAUUUAAUGUAUCACAAUUAACUCUGCUUUCAUGUGCAUUAUUGCAGCCAUACCGGGGCUUUAAGGAGCAUUAUAGUUUAUUUUUGAUUGGUUACAUUUUAUCUGUAGUGAAUCUUGCCAAAGACAAAUGCAGAUCUGGUAAUUUGUAUUUUAAUAUUCUGCAGACAAUGAAGAGGCUUAACAGAGCAGGUGUAACAAUGACCAGGGAAACCUACAGGGGCAUCAUGGAUGACAUUGGGUCUGACUUAACAGGUAAAUGAACGUAUUAAAUAUGUUAAAUAAUAAUAAUUAACCCUCUUGAAUUUACAUGUUACUGGUUUUUCAUUAUUUACUAUAUGCUAGUAAGUCAGUCUUAAAUUGGAAAAUAAAGUAAACAAUUUGAAUACAUGUUUUACUUUUAAGAAACUCUGGAACAAUUCAAAAAAAAUCUGUAAUUAAAAUGUAUUGUGUGUUAAAAAGGAGAGAAUCUGUCAAGUGGCAAGGAUGAGUCCUUAAAGAACAGUUAAUAAUGAAACUUAUUUUCUUCCUUUUUAAUAUUUCAAUCUAGGUCUAUACAAUUAUGCAUAGAACUUCAUAAGCUGUCUAAAAGAAGUUCAAUUAAAACGCUUUGCUCUUCAUUUUUUAAAUUAACAGUCACUAUAAGAAGGCAUGUGUCAGCUGGAUGUGUACCCAGGUUAUUCUUUGAUAAUCUGGACUUCAAGGUAUUGGUUAACAUCAUACUGCAGAAUCACCGCCACUCAGAUAUGCAUUGGAUUGCUCAUUAUGUAACAUUCGACAGAGUACCCUCUGAUCACCUUGAUGAUUCCAAACCUAUAUCUGAUGGCACACGAUUUGAGAAUAUUGAGUACCUUCUGUGUCAAAGUGAACUUGAGAAGUUGCGAAGUGAUUUCAUCGUCUUAGUGGCCCGUAUUCUUGCUGAAUUCUUUGAAUUCAUGGAGCCUCUCAAAUCUGCCAUACCAAAGCAUAUCCAACACAGGUAGGAUAACUAUAAAUUAAUUAUGAUAUGCUAUACAUGUAUUUAGUUUAAAACAAGCCAAACAAGCCCAAAAAGGUUAUACAAUCCCACACUGGUCUGCCGUCUUACUCUUGGCCAUAGACAUCUUUGAUUUCCCUUUGUUCCUCAAGCAUAAAAAGGAAAUGGUCAAGACAAUGCCUUGCAGUUUUAAUAUAUAUAGAUUUAGCCAGGGCUAAAAGCGAAGCUCUAGUUAAUAAUAAUACUUGACGUAAACAAAAAAAAAUUAAAUCAUGUAAUGCUAAAUGGGGAGGGCAAUGAAAAUGGCAUCAAGAUCAAUAGAUCUAAUUAGCAAAGAAACACUUUUUUUCUAAUUAGCAAAAACACAAAUUUGCACAUGCAGCACACAUUUUGGCUUUCUUUGCCAUUGUUUUGCACAACUACAAUGCUGUUUUGUAGGACUAAAACGUCAAACUUCCUAGUUACACAUUAUUUUAUGGAGAAAUUGUCAUAUAAUAUGUGCUUACCCAAUAUUUUGUCUCCUGUGUUCAUGCAUGAUUGCUUUUAUUUUUCACUGCCACUCAUUUUCACCUUGCUGGCUGCUAGCAUUUCUCAUUCUCACAACCACUUUGAAUUUUCAUGUUUUCCUUCCUACAAAAUUUGUCUCUUUUGUUUUCAAUCACUCGCUGUAGCUCUUUCUCUGUUAUCCACAUGAGUGUAAACAUCAAAAAUAACGUCGAAAAAGACACCACUUUUUGUUGUUGUUUUUUCUUUCUAAAAGUCCGGGCAGUCAUGCGAUUCUUUCCAAAUAAAACCUUGAGUUGCAUUUGGGUUGCCAUACCUGUUGAUUGAAUUAUUUUAAAUUGACAUGCCUGUGGUGCGGACGGAUGGUUGGUCGGUCAGUCGGUGUAUGGUCAUGUUUUUUUGAAUGGGUAGUUUACCACAUUUUUUUACGCAUGGUGUUCCGCUGCGCGCGCUUCACGCAUGCGAGAGCUCCAAUAUCAAGUUUCUUGGUACGUAGACUAUACUUAAUUAAUUUGCUCCUUUAAUGAUGGUAUACAAGAGUUUGUCAUUUGCUAGGUGUGGUCUAUUUGUUAUUUAUUUGAGAUAAGAUAAUGAUAUUUAACUUAAAUUAAAAGAGCUUUGGUAUAUUGUGUUCAGGUACUCUGAAUUCAUGAACAAAAAGUCUGUCAUUAUUGGACUACCAGUGGUACCUUACAAUCAAUCCAAGCAUGCAGAUGUUUGCCAAUAUCUUGAAUAUGUUCAAAAGCUACUGGUUGAUAUCUACAAGCCACAGGUAAUUAAUCAUUAUUUAUUAAUUUUUUCAAAGUCAAAUCAUAAAUUACAGGAUACAAGAUGGAAAAUCAUCAAAUGUCACCACAAGGACUUCAAUGCUGGGUCAUAUAUCAUUAAAAUUCAAAAAAUAUAAAUGGCAAACAUAUGCCUUUCAUUCCCUGAUCAAGCUAUUAAAAUAUAGUCGCUGAGUAUUGAAAGAGCAUAACAAUUUCACUUGUCUUUGAACAUUUGAACCUGAUGUACCAAAUAGUUUUGGAGAAAAACUUGAAAUUUUGCAAGGAAUGUAUGAGCUCAUAGUGUUUUGCCACCCAGAAAUUUUGCAGUUUUUGAUGGCUAUUUCCUUUGUUACGUAUGAUUGCAAAGAGCUGAAAAUUGCACAAACUGCUCAGAAUAUCUAGCUCUUUCAACUUUUGAACCAAGCUUUUACAUACACUGACAUUUUCUAUGGGUAAACUCUCAUGCUAAUGAGCAAAAAUGCAAAUAAUGAUGUCAGCAAAGAUUCGCGAAUUGUUCUUAACAGAACCAAGACAUGCCAGUUAAUGCAGAUGAAGUGCUCAAGAAUGUUAAAGUGCCACUGGGAGGAGACCUCCUUGGACGAGAAAGAAUUACUGGGGCCAAAAAGACUAGACUUGGGUGUGACAGUGCAGCAGAGAGAUUUGAAAGUAUUGUUGAGACACCUGCACUUUGGCAUGCAAAACAAUCCUUUCUAGGGGUUAGUUUUUUAAUUAUUACAUAAUCUGAUUAUUCUUUAUUUUAACCAUUGUCUUUUGCUUUUUUUUUUCUGGUUUUGCCUAUGUUUGGUAAAAAGAUACUUAACUUAAUGACUAAGUAACUUUAUUCCCAAUCAAAAAUGAAAAUAGCAGGAUGGGUCCAAGGGACAGCUAUUCAAAAUAUUUAAAAAAUAUUUCUUUAUCUUCAAUUAUCUGCUCAGAAUGCAUGCAGGUGGUACUCUUUCAAGAUUUAAAUAAUUUGCUUUUAACACAAUCUCAUUUCCAGAGGCCAAGGCAGCACUUUUUCCUUAGUUAUAUGUCGAAUCUGAGCAUUAGCGUGGUAGAGGUUUGAACUCACAACCUCCCACUUGACAAGCUGGCAGUCUUCCAGCUAUGCAAGGUCCAAGGUUUUCCAUGUCCAAAAUUGAAUUGUCAUUAAGGUCAAAAAACAUUUUCACCCUAAAUUAAAAUCUCUAUAAUUUAAAAACUAAAGAAAUUCAACAUGCAGUCUAGGUUGAAAGCAACCUGAAUUUCCUUUCAACUAUAUAACAACAGAUAUUAGUCAGACAGAGUUCACAUAUAAAUCAAGUAGACAAUUAAUAAACAUUGCUUAUUCUUUUUAUAGUAUAUCUGGGAGCAACUUUACAAGCCAACUCCUACAAGUGGUAGAAGAGACAUUGGCACCUUGUAUUACUUUAGGCAAAAUUUUGGACUUGUUAAUGUGCCACCAAGGGUUCAAGACAACUACUCAAGUUGUGAGUCACUGAUGUUGUCGGCAACAAAGGGUUACAUUUGUGCAGCAUUCAUGGCAUGGGCAGGGACAACAGACACUGCUACCUCUCCAUCAUGGGUAAGCUCUAUUGCAAAGGAGAGAAAUUCAGCAGUCCAGUGGGAAAGCCUGCAAAUUCAAAUUGGCAAGUUUGUUGAUGAGUACGUGUUGACAGAGUUUGAUAUUGAAAGAGCCUGGCAGGAGCAGCUAGAACAACAAUGCCAACAGAAAGAAAACCAAAGGAGAUCUGCUGGCAAUGAUGAUGAGAUGACUGCAAUUUCAUUCCUUGCUCAGCAACCAUACUCUUCUGGUAUGUCUAUAAACAAUACUUUAACAUACAGUACAAUGCUAUGUGUGUGAAAAUGAAGUAUUAAACUACAUUAUUUCUAUUAAAAUUUUCAAAUAUUGGUAUAAGGCACCAGGGUGCAAAGAAAGUCAGUUUUGUGGUUUGCCAUUCAGGCAAGCUGUAGUUAAAUAGAACAUGUACUUGCCCAAGAGUCAUUUUUUAAUAUAACUAUAGCCCAAAAAAUAUAUUUUGAUGAGCAGGAUCGAUCGACUGAUAACAGUUCUGUAAUUUGAAUUCUCCUAAAAAUUUCACUUGCCCAUCAGGCAAGUUAAGAAAAGAAUUCACUUGCCCGAUAGCAAAAUCCACGAGCCAUGGGCUAUCAAAAGCGACUUUCUUUGCACGUUGGGCACCCCUAGUUAUUAUUAAGCUCUGUUAGUAAGAAUAAUAAUUACGACUAUUUUUCUGUCUUUAUAAAAUACAGCUCUGAUCUUGUAAAUGGACAGCUCACCUCAAAAUCUACUUCACUGGACUGGAUUAGUCAAGCGAAAAUAGUGUUUUGCAAUGUUAUUUAUAAGUCAAGUAAAAUUCAUAUUUUUAUGGUCAUUAUUCCAUGAGGUUCUGUUGUCAUUUUGCUGCAAAAAUCUGAAGAUUACAAAGUUCUAGCAGUUGGAAAAGUUGUUGAAGUUGAUGCCCAUAUUUCUGUGCCAGAGAAGCAUGUUCCUGUCUUUGUAGCAUCCAUUGAGGAAUGUGCCUCUGCUAUACUUGCACCUGGCAAUGUUGUGUUUUGGCCCACAGAUCUGCUUGCAGUGUACAGGUCUCCAACAAUGGGAACUGUAGAAACAUCACAGACAUCCAAUAGUAACCUCAACAGUAACAUUUCUGACAUCCCUCCUGGCAGUGAGGAAGAUCGCUAUCUCAAUUAUGGGUUGCAGGUAAUUCAACUGGGAAUGAUGCUCAUGCAGCUUAAUGAUACAGAGGGUGAGGGAGAUGGAGAGCGCAGCCUAAGUAACUGGAAGAUGCUUCUGUUGUAUUUUAGAAGUAGGCCAAGAGGGAAAAAAUAUGCCUUUGAGGCAAUGCGAUUCAUAACUUGUGUCAAGGGUUUAUACACAGAGAAGAUUGCCCAUAGAGUGUUACAUGGCCAGUUUGUAAAUCCAAAGGGAGGAGAAGGAUCCAAUUACGCAAAUGAUUUAAAAAUGGAACACCUGGUUGGAGACAACAAGGUCUCUCUUAGGGGACUGUGUGGAAACAAAACGCUGAAAGCUGUCCAAAGAUGUUCUGCUGCAGCAUAUGGUCUUAAAGAAUGUUGCACCCAGUAUGAUGAUGAGUGUGGCAUACACCCAGAGUCAACCAAGCACACUCAUGCUUGUACCACGCAAGAUGUCAAAGCAAUGUUAACUAUUGUGCAACAGGCUAGACCUUUUCAGUACCAAAAAGGUAGAACACUUCAAUCAUUGCCAAAUCUAACAAAGAGUCCUCUUGACCAGUUGGAUGUAGAACUGCUUAACACCUGGCUGACAAACCACAAGCGCAAGCUUUUUUCUGGUGUCCAUGACUGCAAUGAGGAAGACAAUGAGGAGGAGAGUGAAUUGAAUGAUGGUGAUGAAGAGACACCAGAAGAAGAUGAUGUGGAUGAUUAA
This is a messenger RNA of Porites lobata, 7784 nucleotides long. The record is from the annotation of a GenBank genome assembly. Lineage: Eukaryota; Metazoa; Cnidaria; Anthozoa; Scleractinia; Poritidae.